Messenger RNA from Musca vetustissima, 1011 nucleotides. RefSeq names its product malate dehydrogenase, mitochondrial-like. The coding region runs from base 1 to 1011 and encodes 336 amino acids. Gene Ontology annotation, cellular component: cytoplasm; mitochondrion. Gene Ontology annotation, biological process: tricarboxylic acid cycle; carboxylic acid metabolic process. NCBI's taxonomy places the organism in Eukaryota, Metazoa, Arthropoda, Insecta, Diptera, Muscidae. Gene Ontology annotation, molecular function: L-malate dehydrogenase (NAD+) activity. The record is from RefSeq and is a predicted model, not a curated record. The transcript has a single exon.
AUGCUAAAGAACUUCCGCCGUUUCGUCAGUCAAGAAGUCUUCGAAUUUUGUAAAAUUUCUAUCAUCGGAGCAAAUGGUGGAGUGGGCCGGUCCCUGGCUCAACAACUAAAACAAAAUAACCGAUUCAGUGAAAUUUGCCUAUACGAUAUAAGCUGUACAAAAGGCCUGGUCACAGAUCUGUCGCAUAUCAACACAAUACCCAAGGUUACGGGUUAUAGUGGAGCCGAAAAUUUACACGAGGCUCUGCGAUGUUGUGAUAUUCUGGUCUUGACGGGGGGACAGUCCCAUACGCCCAGCAUAACAAGUCGUGAACAAAUGUUUGAAGGCAAUGCCAAAUUAAUGGUGCACCUGAUUGAGACCUUAGCAAAGGUUAGUGGAAAGGAGGGCAGCCAACCACAUUUCCACAUUGUUACAAAUCCGGUAAAUUCCUUGGUCCCACUAGCCGCAGAAUUACUGAAAAAACAUGGAAUCUAUAAUCCCAGAAGGCUAAGUGGUUGCACCAAGGUGGAUGCCAUGAGAGCUGCCACUUUUCUGGCUGAGUAUAUGGCAGUGGAUCCAAGAUAUGUGCAUGUGCCCGUGAUUGGUGGUCAUUCGGAAAAAAGUAUUGUCCCCCUGCUUUCGCAAUCACAACCGAAAUUUGCUUUGGACUUGGAGACACAAAUUAAAUUGGCUAAUAGGAUUAUAAAUGGUGGCCAGGAAGUUGUCUUGGCCAAAAAUCACCAGGGAGCUGCCCAACAUUCUAUGGGUUAUUGUGUGGCACAAUUUUGUGAUUCUGUGGUUUCUGCCCUGCAGGGUGUGAAGAAUAUUCAAGAAGUCGGUUUUAUACCAUCGGAGAUUAAUGAAUUGCCAUAUUUUGCUUGCCAAUUCCAGUUGAAUAGGGAGGGGAUUGGUGGUCACCAGAGAUUGCCGCCAAUGUUGACAUUCGAAAUAGAACUUUAUAAUCGAGCGAAAGAUGAUAUUCGGGAGAAUAUUGAAAGGGCUAAGGAAUUUAUGGAGAAAAAUAAAUUGUAA